UUUUUGAUAAAAAAAUUCAAUAAAGUUUCAGGUUAAAACAGUGAUCUGCGGAAAGAAAACAUUAAAGGAAUAUGGCCGAUCAGUAACAAACUCGCAUUGAACAUCGAGUUUGUUUCAUAAAUAAUUAUGGCUAAAAAGAGAAACGCUAAGAAAAAGGCCCCGGUUAAAAAUGAUGAAGCAACAAACAAAGUUCCACUCAGCAACAAUAUCAAUUCGGAAGCGAUAGCUGCCGCUCUUAGUACUACUAAUUUGCCAGUUUUGUUAAAACUAUGUCGACUCUGUGAAACGAAGGAUGGCCCUUUCUUAAACAUAUUUGAUAGUGACAAAAUAAUUGCGAAGAAAAUCGAAGAUCUUAUGCCUUUUGUGGUUGCCGAAAAUGAUGACUUACCACACAAAAUAUGUUUUCGGUGCUCAGCCAAAGUGGAAGAGCUUCAUGAGUUUAUACAAAAAUGUGUCAAAACGCAAGUUAACCUCAGAAGAGCUUUAGGUCAAAAAACUCCUCUUCCUACCAAGUUAAAGCAUCGUGCAUUAUGGGAAGAAAAACUUAACGAAUCUAAUAUAUCCAAUGAGGCCAUAUGUGACGCACUGGUAAAAAAAGCUAUGGAAAGUAUAAAAGAACCUUUAAAAAGUGUCCCUUUAAAAGAAAGUUUAAAAGAAGAAACAAAAAUGGUAAGCAAAAAAGAAACUGCAAAGUGUAUGCCAAAAGAAGCAAAAGUGGGAGACGAACAGGACUUAAAUGAUUCUAAAUCUAGAUCUUCUCCUUCUGUAAGACUUGAAAAUCAAGAGUCAAAAGAUGGCGUUAUAGAUGAUAGUGACAUCCCAUUGAAAAAGUUAAAAUUGCAAAUAAAAAAAAGCGAACGCAAUAAGGCUAAACUAAGUGAAGAAACACCAAAAGUUGAAAAGAGUGUUCCGAACGUUGAAAAAAGUGCUUCAAAAAUUGCAGAAAUUGCUUCAGAAAGUGAUAAAAGUGCUUCAGGAGUUGGUAAAAUUUCACAAAAAAGUAGGAAAGUCGUACCCAGAGGCGAAAAAAGUGCUUCUAAAUUAGUAGUGUCCAAUAUUGAUGAAGAAAAUCCUUCGGAAGAAAAGUCAAAUAAAUCCGAUAGUGACAGUGUCAAAACAAAUACAUUUAGUUUAGAUAGUAGUACAAAACCAGAAGAUCCUAAACCAUUCAAUAUACUUGAUCAUAUUACUAUGAUAAAAGUAAACAGCGUUGGUGUGUUAUAUCAAUGUAAGCUCUGUAAUAGAAAUUUCCUGAAAAAAGAAGUAAUUAUGACUCAUGGAUGUGCUAAAAGUGGUGGUGCGAAGAAAAAUGAUAUUGUUAGGGAUGUACCAAAACCCGAACUACCUAAAAUGCCCACAGUAAAGUAUAUAAAUACAAAAAGCAAUAAUGAGCCUAAAAAGCCGUUACCAACAAAUGAGCCAAUAAAUUUAGUUGAUGAUGAUGAAGAUAAAGAAAUAGUUAAACCACAGGCCAGGAAACCAAAAAUAGGACCAGCCAGUAAAGUAAAAAAGAGUUUUGAACCGGACCCACCUUCACCUAAGCCUGUAGAACCAACAGUACCUCCAGCUCCUGUGUUUCAGCUUCCUCAAGCACCUAGUGUUAACGGUAGAUAUAAAUUAGUUCCAGGACCAAAUAAUACUUUUACACUAGUUGAAGAAGGUUCUGAAAGCGCUUUGAAUGCUGCACAGAAUCCCAUUAAUCCAACCAAUCCAGGUAUACCCGUAAAAGAAAUACAACAUCCCGUUAAAACAAAAGCAUCCAAGAAAAUGAAUCUUGAAACUCAAGAACACCAAGUUACUCCACCAUAUCCAGUGGGACUAUUCCAAACAGUUCCUCAUAAUUCGAACUCAACUCCUUUUAUAGAACCUCCCGGUUUUACUACACCUGCCAUGAAAAAACAAUCUUACACUAUUGUGCAAACUGGUAAUCCAAACAAGCUUUUGAUUUCUACUAGGACACAACCAGAAGAGGUACCAUUAAAAAAGCUGAAGAAAUCGAAGCAUGAAACUAAAAAUGAUUCAAAAGAACCAUUUUCAGUCACACUCGAAGACGCUGCUCCGCCACGGGAUCCUGGAAUCUUCACUUUCAUAAACGUGGACCCACUUCUACAACCUUCUUACGUUUUACCCACCGAUAACAUAAUUCAAGAGUCACAAAUAACUACUACAAAUUACGCCCAGAGAAACGCUGCUCCAAGUACUGCUAAUGAAAUGUAUACAUGUAAUAUGUGUAAUUUAAAAUUUGAUCGAGAGAAAAAGCUAUUGACGCACAUACAAUCUCAUUACAAUCAAAUGGACCUAGAAGAUGAAAAAAGACACGAAAGGAAGAGAACAAGGUCAAAAAAGUAGAUAUUUUAUUACUUUAUGUACAGUGCAUUCAAAUUAAAAGUACAUUACAGAAUUCUACUAUCAGAAUAGCUGAUUCAUAGGCUAAUGGGGGACCUUCGUAAUUUGGUCACGUUAUGUUAAAAACGACAACCAGCUGACAGACAACGACUUCGACCAAACAACAUAGGUGCGCCAUUUGUUAUGAAUCAACUUCUUCAAUGUUACAAAGCUGAUGAGCUGACUCGAAAAGUGUUUUCAUUGUUUUACCGCGGUAAGUGUGUUUGAACGUAACGUUAACUAUUAGUAUUUUUUUGUUUCUUGGGAACAGCAUGAGAUGCUCUCAUAUUAUUUUCUAUAAAGUAAUACUAUAUUACGUUUUAGUAAUUGAUAUCUUGAAAUGAAUAUAAAUACUACAUGUACCAGCUACAGCCCACAUCUAUGAAAUCAACAUACGUUCUUGUAAUAAUUUUUAGUUACAUUUAGGAGUAUUUUAUUCUACUAUCUUUCGAAACAGAUUGUGAGCCUGAAUUAUUUUCCUAAUAAGUGCUAAUCACAUACUUUGAAUAAUUUUGUUCAGUAAAAAAUGAAAUAAAAUGUUUAUCAUAAAAAUUAAUUUUACAAUAUAACAGUUAAUAGCUGUUACAGCAAAAUGUUUUUGUUUAAUUUUGUUCGUUAAUUUUAAUAUGAUUAAUGUAAAUAAUUGAGUGUAUUUUUAUUUGCCGUCGUUGCGGGUAGUUGGAAAAUGUCUCAACCAACUAUACCUGACCUUUAUUAGGUCUAAUAUUUAAGCGAAUUCUUUAAAGAAGAAGAGGAAUAUCGUACCCACAACUGUAGCACUUUGAGACUUAAUAGUAUUGGAAGGAUGGAAGGGCUUGAAAAGUUGAGCAUUUUAUUGUAUGGGAGG
This is a messenger RNA of Aricia agestis (brown argus), 3232 nucleotides long. RefSeq lists its product as uncharacterized. Lineage: Eukaryota; Metazoa; Arthropoda; Insecta; Lepidoptera; Lycaenidae. Gene Ontology annotation, molecular function: zinc ion binding. The transcript has 3 exons. Bases 127 to 2349 code for a protein of 740 amino acids. Gene Ontology annotation, cellular component: nucleus. The record is from RefSeq and is a predicted model, not a curated record.